Lepidothrix coronata (blue-crowned manakin) is the source of this 1144-nucleotide messenger RNA. Its product is annotated as melanoma-associated antigen E1. Lineage: Eukaryota; Metazoa; Chordata; Aves; Passeriformes; Pipridae. The record is from RefSeq and is a predicted model, not a curated record. The transcript has 6 exons. The annotation marks the transcript as partial.
CUGAGGGAUGGCAGUGGCACUGACAGAUGGAGGUGGCACUGAUAGAUGGAGGUGGCACUGAUGGAUGGAGGUGGCACUGAUGGAUGGAGAGGGCACCGACAGAUGGAGGUGACACCGAGGGAUGGAGGUGACACUGAUGGAUGGAGGGGGCACUGAUGGAUGGAGGGGGCACCAAGGGAUGGAAGUGACACUGAUAAAUGGAGGUGGCACUGAUAGAUGGUGGUGGCACUGACCCAUGGAGGGGGCACCGACGGAUGGAGGUGGCACCAAGGGAUGGAAGUGACACUGACCCAUGGAGGUGGCACUGAUGGAUGGAGGUGGCACCGAUGGAUGGAGGUGACACCAGUCCUUGGAGGUGCCACCAAUGCCUGGAAGUGCCACCAAGGCCUGGAAGUGUCACCAGCCUCAAGAUGCCACCAAGGCCUGGAGGUGCCACCAGCCCCGAGGUGCCACCAGUGCCCCAAGGUGUCACCGACAUCUGCAGGUGCCCCCAACCCCAAAGUGCCACCAGUGCCUGGAAGUGUCACCAAGGUCUGGAGGUGCCACCAGCCCCAAGAUGCCACCAAGGUCUGGAUGUGCCACCAGUGCCCCGAGGUGUCACCAGCUCCAAGGUGUCACCAACACCUGGAGGUGUCCCCAACCCCAAAGUGCCACCAAGGCCUGGAAGUGUCACCAGCCCCAAGGUGCCACCAAGGUCUGGAGGUGCCACCAGUCCCCCAAGAUGCCACCAGUGCCCCGAGGUGUCACCAACACCUGGAGGUGUCCCCAACCCUAAAGUACCACCAAGGCCUGGAAUUGUCACCAGCCCCAAGAUGCCACCAAGGCCUGGAGGUGCCACCAAGGCCUGGAAGUGUCACCAAGGCCUGGAGGUGCCAUCAGCCCCAAGAUGCCACCAAGGCCUGGAAAUGCCACCAAGGCCUGGAGGUGCCACCAGUGUCCCGAGGUGCCACCAGCUCCAAGGCGUCACCAACACCUGGAGGUGUCCCCAACCCUAAAGUGCCACCAAGGCCUGGAAGUGCCACCAGCCCCAAGAUGCCACCAAGGCCUGGAGGUGCCACCAAGGCCUGGAGGUGCCACCAAGGCCUGGAAGUGCCACCAAGGCCUGGAAGUGUCACCAGCCCUGAGGUGCCACCAGUGCCCCGAG